Messenger RNA from Caenorhabditis angaria, 1259 nucleotides. The record is from the annotation of a GenBank genome assembly. Lineage: Eukaryota; Metazoa; Nematoda; Chromadorea; Rhabditida; Rhabditidae.
AUGAAAAGUGUGAAUCAGAAGCCAAGUCCCAAGGAGCAAAUUAUCGAUUCGAAGAGAAGCGGAAGGAAACCUCCGCGACAGGUGAAUAAAUCGCAAGCGUCGCGAGUCAAAGACCCAAAUGCGACAGUGGAAAAUGGAGCGACGACAGAGCAAUCGGGACGCAGUUCAAAUCUAUCCGGAAAGCGGAAAUCGAUGAAGAAUGCGCCGAGCGGAACGGAUUUGCGACUAAUUCAAUCAGAAGACAAUUUGCCGCGGAGCAAUUCGGGAAGCAAAAAUAAUCUAUCGGGGAAGAAGAAUAAUUCGGCACGGAAUAAUUCGGGACGCAAAAAUGCGCUGGGAAAAAUCCCGGCGGCUUGCGAACCCAGUGCCGAUGCUCAAAUCAUUUCGUCCGAUGAGACAUGCGCUGGAAAAAGUGGGAGGAAGAAGGAUAAGAAGGGUGCGGUGCCUCCGGCGACGAAACCGCGCGAUGUAUCGAAGAAGACGCUGAAUGCGCGGAAACAGCGAGACGUCACUAUUCGACAGAUGUACAACAAGGCAAAACACAAGUUGAUCAAACCGACGAGAGGAGAAGGAGUUCUGUGAGUUUCUAGUUUUGGGCGGUUAGUACGAGGCUCCGCUUUGACGCAACUUCCAAACGUUUGAAAUCUGUUUUUACAGCUGCCCCGAUGAAAUCUCGCAACAAAUCGAUGUUCUUGAUGAAUAUGAAGGAGGUGCCGAGCCAGUCGAGCCUAAAAUCGACACUCCUGUGAACAACGAAAAUAAUGGACACUUGUUCAUCAAAGGAGUGCCGUUUUGGGCGACGAAAGAUGAGAAACCACCACAGGUGAACUAUGUUGGAACAUCGCAAAUGUUGAAAGAUAUUAUGGAUCGGAAAUUGGUUUUGUUGAAGGAUUUGAAAGCGCCGUGAGUUCUUGAACGCUGCCAAAAAACCUGGGAAACAACAUCUUUUCAGUCCAAACUUGGAUCCCUUUCACGAGAUGUCCAUGUUAACAUCUAGAGAUAAAGAAUACUACGAUCCUCAUCGAUUGAUCACAAAUACAAUCAAAUCAUUAGUUGGAUCAAAUACAGUUCCACCAACUCGAUCAACUGUGACUGCAAGUCCUGGACCAAAGAAAGAUCAUAAUAUGGUAUUCGAGAAUCCGACGGUGAUGAAUGUGUACAAUCGAAAAAAUCGGGAGGAUAAAAUCAAUCAAGUUAAAUUUGUGCCCGGUGCUUUGGCGAAGAAAAAGAAUGGCAUUUUUAAAAAUUGGUUCUUUUAA